Messenger RNA from Plectropomus leopardus (leopard coralgrouper), 2637 nucleotides. The record is from RefSeq and is a predicted model, not a curated record. Lineage: Eukaryota; Metazoa; Chordata; Actinopteri; Perciformes; Serranidae.
AUGGAAACAUCUGUGAAACUGAUGGUCAUCCUGGGAACCAUCUCAGGUUUAAGCCACGGAGCUGGUGUGCUGCCAGAUAAUCUUAUUGCAGUUGUUGGCGAGACGGUGACAUUCACCACAACGGUGACUCCACCAGCAACACCAUUCCUAGUAGUGGUGUGGGGUUUUUCUGACAUCAAUGGUGCUCAUUCUAAUAUAAUAACCUCGAGUAAUGAAGACCUAAUUGGACCAGGGUACACAGACAGGGUCACCCUGUUCAGAGCUACUGGAUCUCUGGAGCUCAGGAAUCUGACUCUUAGUGACAACGGAGAAUACGGCGUCACCAUUAUACCGAAUGGUGGAACAACGCAAAGAGGAAACUGCAGACUGCUCAUACAUGCACCAGUUUCUAAUGUGGUGGCAACUGCCAGCAGCACAGAUUUGGUGGAGUUCAACAGCUCCGCCCAUCUGUCUUGCUCCGCCUCUGGAUCCUCGCUCUCUUUCCUCUGGCUGAACGGCAGCUCUGAGGUUACAGGAAGUGACAGAGUUCAGCUCGCUGAUGGAGGCGCCAAUCUCACAAUACUCAGUGUGACCCGGUACGACCAGGGACCAUUCAGGUGUCAUGUGUUCAAUCCUAUCAAUAAUGGCACCAGUGACCCAGUAAACCUCUCCAUCAGCUACGGCCCAGAAAAUACAGACUUGAAGCUGUUUCCAUCACAAGAAUACUAUGGAGAGGGAUCAGACAUCAUCCUGUCCUGCUCAGCUGUCUCUAAACCUCCUGCCUUGUUUCACUGGUUUCUGAAUGGAGACCGGCUGUCUGAUACUGGACCAAAACUCAGACUGAUGAACAUUCAGAUGAGUCAAAGCGGGAGCUACAGCUGUCAGGCCGUAAACAACAAAACACUGAGAUAUCAAACAUCUCAGCCUGCUGCCAUUACUGUACUGGCACCAGUAUCCAAUGUAACAGUAAAUACCAGCAAUACAGAAAUUUUGGAGUCUAGCAGCAGCUCCGUCCGUCUGUCCUGCUCCGCCUCUGGAUCCUCGCUCUCUUUCCUCUGGCUGAACGGCAGCUCUGAGGUUACAGACAGUGACAGAGUUCAGCUCACUGAUGGAGGCGCCACUCUCACUUUAUUUAAUGUGACCCGCUACGACCAGGGACCAUUCAGGUGUCAAGUGUUCAAUAAUUUCAGUAGCAGCACCAGUGAUCCAGUAAACCUCCUCAUCAUCUACGGCCCAGAAAAUAUCAAUCUGACAAUAUUUCCGCCAAAAGAAUACUACGAUGAAGGAUCAGACGUCACUUUGACGUGCUCGGCUGACUCCAGGCCUCCUGCCUUGAUUCACUGGUUUCUGAAUGGAGACCUGCUGUCUGAUACUGGACCAGAGCUCAGACUGAUGAACAUUCAGAUGAGUCACAGCGGGAACUACAGCUGUCAGGCCUUUAACAACAGAACCAGGCCUAUGAGGAAUCAAACAUCUCAGCCUGCAGCUGUCUCUGUACAAAAAUCACAAGUCUCCAAUGUCGUAGUAACUCCAAAUGCCACAGAACUGUCGGAGCACAGCAGCUCUGUCAGUAUGUCUUGCUCGGCCUCUGGAUCUUUCCCCACUUUCCUCUGGCUGAACGGCAGCUCUGAGGUUACAGAAAGUGACAGAGUUCAGCUCACUAAUAGAGGCGCCACUCUCACUAUAGUCAACGUGACCCGCUAUGACCAGGGACCAUUCUUCUGUCAUGUGUUCAAUAAUUUCAGUAACUACACCAGUGAUCCGGUGCAACUCUACAUCAGCUUCGGCCCCGAAAAUAUUUUUUUAAAGCUUUCUCCACCAAAACAGUACUUUGAGGAAGGGUCAAACAUCAACCUGUCCUGCUCGGCUGACUCCAGACCUGCUGCCGUAUUUCAGUGGCUUGUGAAUGGAGACCUGCUGUCUGAUACUGGACCAGAGCUCAGACUGAUGAAUAUUCAGAAGAAUCAAAGUGGGAGUUACAGCUGUCAGGCCUUUAACAGCAAAACCCUGAGAUAUGAAACAUCUCAGCCUGCAGCCAUCUCUGUACUGACACCAGUCUCAGAUGUGAUGGUGACUUCAAACAACUCACACUUGGGCCUAUUUGAGCUCAGCAGCUCCGUCCGUCUGUCCUGCUCCGCCUCUGGAUCCUCUCGCUCUUUCCUCUGGCUGAACGGCAGCUCUGAGGUUACAGCCACUUACAGAGUGCAGCUCACUGACAGAGGCGCCACUCUGACUAUAAUUAACCUGACCCGGUACGACCAGGGACCAUUCAGGUGCAACGUGUCGAAUGGUGCCAGCAGUGAAAUCAGCCAGCCGAUGGACCUGACAAAAAUAGCCAUCAAAGGACCUGAUUCAGUACUUAAUGGAGAUUUCACAAUGCUUUACUGCUCCGCUAUGUCUGUACCAUCACCAACGUUUACGUGGCUUUACAACGGGAGGCCAACCAAAGUGCGUGAGGCUGCAUACGUCAUCGAAUCCAUCAGGAGCUUUGACGGUGGGAUGUACACCUGCACUGCUGUGAAUGCUGCUACUGGACUCAGCCAAACAGUGAGCCACGAGUUAACUGUUGAAGAAAAACUAAGUGUGAGGGACAAACGUCCAGACGUGUAUAAGAUCUCAGUCACAGCACAGAACGGUUUGACUGCCUUUGAAGCAUAA